Trypanosoma cruzi is the source of this 1206-nucleotide messenger RNA. RefSeq lists its product as uncharacterized. Gene Ontology annotation, cellular component: membrane. The record is from RefSeq and is a predicted model, not a curated record. NCBI's taxonomy places the organism in Eukaryota, Euglenozoa, Kinetoplastea, Trypanosomatida, Trypanosomatidae. Gene Ontology annotation, biological process: transmembrane transport; metal ion transport. Gene Ontology annotation, molecular function: metal ion transmembrane transporter activity. Bases 1 to 1206 code for a protein of 401 amino acids. The transcript has a single exon.
AUGCAACUAAGCAACGUGGACUUUACCCCAGUCAAGGGUUUGGUACAGGGCAUGCAACGCUGCACUAUUGCCCGUCAGUUUAAAGGGGAAGCUACCAUCAUUCAAAACUUUCGUUUGCCCGAUGAGGUGCUGCUUUCUCUUCGAAAAGUGUUAUCGACUCAAGAGCAAGCUUGCGUGUGGGUGGACAUGCAGGGAUGCACCGAUGAACAGAACAGGAAUGUUCUCCGGCUGCUCUUCCCAGACCUGCAGCAAAGUCAGAUAGAAGGAGUCCUCAGCCCGGAAAAGUAUGAUGCGGUGGAAUUGCAGCCGGUGAAGGGAGAGUACCUCAUUGGGAGCCUCGCAUGCGCCUGUGAGCGGCAACGGUGCGCGGUGGAAAUGGAGGACGAGGAGAAUACAGUCAUAUGCUCCUUUGUGUGCAACGACCGUUUUUUGGUGACGAUGCAUGCAGCCCCGUUCCUUGGCCUUAAGGAGUUGCUGCACCACGUGAAGGUGGGGGGUGGCCUUCUCAUUCAGGAAACAACGUCCGAAUUUUGUGACUCGGAAGGGACUGACAUUUUCACCAUGAAGGGGUCUGCGGUACUGUGCGCGCUGGUGUGCUUUACUUGUGAGACGUACUUACCAAACCUUACGGGGUUGAUCAGUGAGGUGGACUGCAUUGACGAGAUGGUGCUUCUUGUUGCGCCUGGUAAGCGUGAUCAGACAGACCUCCUGCGCCGUGUCUCCGUGCUGCGCCGUCGUAUGUCAACGGAGAAUGCGAGACUGUACUUGAAGGAGAAGCUGCUGCAGGAAUUGAUGGGACCCACGAUGCGCACGACUUUUGUUUCACGAGACUCUGAAUUGGUAAAGGCGUAUCGAGAGGUAUUUAUGGAGCUCUCACAGGUACUGGAACGUAUGGAAGUUGCCCGUGACACAUUGAACCACGUGAAUCUUAACUUUGUGAAUGCUGUGUUCAUGCGCAUGUCUCAGGCCUCUGCCGGGUUUGACUACCGAAUGAUGGUUAUCAGUCAGAUCUCCACUAUCUGUCUUCCCUUGAAUCUGUUGGCCUCAUUUUAUGGAAUGAACUGCAAGGUGCCGUGGUCAGCAGACGAUUACGACAACCUGAAUUGUUUUUGGGCUAUCAUGGGCAUUAUGCUUGCGUGGACGAUCAUUUGCAUGUUCCAGCCCGUGCGGCUACUUUUCUGCUCGCGAGAAGCGGAUUUCGAGUGA